UUGUACACACAGCCCCAUUUCCAGCUCAUUUGGUAGGCGACACUGCGGAGAACAACAUGUUCUCCUGCUGUGUCCCGACGUGCUGCCGACCUCCUCGUUGCAGAAGAGGCCAAAAUGAGAGUCUUUCUCGAGAAUAUAGACAUUGGUUCAACCCUCACCCUCGACGCCUCUGGCCCUUUGCCAGAAGGCACCCUCAGAGCUCCACACAGCAGAUCAAGCAGGAGCUGCUAGAUGGAUUCCAUUUCUCCAUCUUCUUCAGAAAAGGAAAGGGGCUCACCGCCACCAACCAUGGCCAGUGCUGGUCUGGGGUGAGACGGGGCACAGAAGGGUCUCCACAGACAGGGACUCCAGAAACACAGUAUGAAAAUGAGAUCUGCAGGAUGCCAACUUUCCAGCCCGGCACAGGGGAGAAGCUGUUGGACUCCCUGGUUCCAGCCUUGCUAACUAAACCCAUCUCCUCCUAUGCCACCUGCCUGGGCCCCUCCUGGGACUUUAUCACCGUGCCACACUUUUUGGAACUACUGGUUAGAAGAACCAUCACCUGCGUUUUCUUCACCUGGCCCCUUGAAAAUACUUCACUGUGCUAUCAGCCCCGCCAACGGUCAUCUUUCCGGAUAAAGCUGGCCUUCAGGAACUUCGCCAGGCCUGGACUGGGCGUGGAGGACCACCAGGAACUUGUCCUAGGCCAGUUGCUGCCUCCGGAGCCCAACGAGGCCAAGCCAGAUGAUCCUGCUCCACAUCCUGGGCCACAGGCAUUAACAAUGCCGGCCCUGGAGCCAGCACCACUACUGCUGGCGGACCUGGGGCCUGCUCUGGAGCCAGAGUCAUGUGCGGCCCUGGAUGCACCAGGAUAUCUACAUUCACCACCAGCACCAGCACCAGCCAGAGGGUCUGCUCCAGUGACAGUGCUAGAGCCACAGUCAGCCCCAGAGUCCCCCUGUUCCUCUCCUGUAAAGAACCAACCCACUGAGGAGCUGCCUGAUGUCACGACCUUCCCUCCCAGGCUGCUGGCAGAGCAGCUGACCCUAAUGGAUGCGGAGCUGUUCAAGAAGGUGGAGCUCUACGAAUGUUUGGGCUCCAUCUGGGGCCGACGAGCUAAGAAGGGGAAUGAGCACAUCGCACCCACAGUUCGUGCUACCAUCGCACACUUCAACAGGCUCGCCAACUGCGUCACCACCUCCUGCCUCGGGAACCAUGGCAUGAGGGCCCAGGACAGGGCCAGGGUGGUGGAACACUGGAUCAAAGUGGCCAGAGAGUGCCUACGCCUCAACAACUUCUCCGCGGUGCACGCCAUUGUCUCUGCUCUGUGCAGCAACCCAAUACAUCGGCUACACAAGACAUGGGCAGCAGUGGCCGGCAAAAGCACAAAAUAUCUAAAACAACUCUGCAAAACAGACACUGCAGUGAAGCGGGACCUGCUGAUCAAGGCGGGGAGCUUUAAGGUGGCCACCCAGGAGAGGAACCACCAGAGAGCCCAGAUGAGGCUACGGAGGCAGAAGAAGGGUGUAGUCCCCUUCCUGGGAGAUUUUCUGACUGUGUUACAGAGGUUGGAUUCCGCCAUCCCGGACGAUCUGGAUGGCAACAUCAACAAGAAGAGGAAGGAGGUCCGAGUUCUGCAGGAAAUGCAGCUGCUCCAAGUGGCUGCCAUGAAUUACAGGUUUCAGCCUCUUGAGAAAUUUGUCACCUAUUUCAAAAGAAUGGAGCAGCUCAGUGACAAGGAGAGGUGAGGGCCUACUACAAGCUGUCCUGCCAGCUGGAGCCCAAAUCCCAGUAGGCCAGCAACAUCCUGCAGUGGCUGGGACCCCACCGGGAUGUUGGCCAGAACACCGGCUCUGCACCAUCCUUCACCCAGACCGUGACACCAGGAAACCACAUCUAGGAGGCUGGCAGCUCAGCUGCAUCUGGCCCCUGCUCCUUAACACAAGCUGCUCCUGCUGGCCAGGAUCAGGCCAUGGGUCUUUUGCGAGUCAGGCGGGAGACCAUUUUAUGUUUACUUUCUUUAGUGUAUAAGUAAGGGUUUUUUUUCUAAGCUUUCAUUAGAAUAAAAUUUUAAAAUGCUAUUCAAAAUGUUCUACAGUUGUUGGAAUGAGAAAAGUAACUCCAGUGCAGUAACCGUAUACCAGUCUUUAGGAUUCAUAGUCUAGCAUGUCAAAUUGAGGCUAUGACUGAACAAGUCAUGGAACAGUGUUCAUGUUACACAUACCAACCGUUUUAAUGUUUUCCUUCUUUAUUCAAAUUGAUUAUUGUUAACUCUGUUUAAGGAAAACAAACAAAAAAAACAAAAACCCUUAAAAACCAUAGUAUGUCACCCAAUCUACCACACUUGUUCUACUGACCAGCUACUCUCAAACUUAAAUUCUAGUUAAAUUCAAGUUCCACUGGGUUACUUUACUUUCUUA
Cercocebus atys (sooty mangabey) is the source of this 2399-nucleotide messenger RNA. Its product is annotated as ral-GDS-related protein-like. Gene Ontology annotation, molecular function: guanyl-nucleotide exchange factor activity. Gene Ontology annotation, cellular component: plasma membrane. Lineage: Eukaryota; Metazoa; Chordata; Mammalia; Primates; Cercopithecidae. The record is from RefSeq and is a predicted model, not a curated record. Gene Ontology annotation, biological process: Ras protein signal transduction; positive regulation of GTPase activity.